Gossypium raimondii (Peruvian cotton) is the source of this 2155-nucleotide messenger RNA. RefSeq names its product folylpolyglutamate synthase-like. NCBI's taxonomy places the organism in Eukaryota, Viridiplantae, Streptophyta, Magnoliopsida, Malvales, Malvaceae. Gene Ontology annotation, cellular component: cytosol; mitochondrion; cytoplasm. Gene Ontology annotation, biological process: tetrahydrofolylpolyglutamate biosynthetic process. Gene Ontology annotation, molecular function: tetrahydrofolylpolyglutamate synthase activity; ATP binding. The record is from RefSeq and is a predicted model, not a curated record.
GAGGAUCGAUGGAGUCUGCGGCGGGUCGAUACCAAUCGACGUUGGAUGCCUUGUCGUCGUUGAUAACGAAAAAGAGCCGUGCUGACAAGAGUAAUAAAGACCGCUACGACUUGCUCUUUGAUUAUUUGAAAAUUUUGGAACUGGAUGAGGCAAUUUCACAGUUGAAAAUCAUCCAUGUUGCUGGCACUAAAGGAAAGGGAUCAACAUGCACGUUUGCUGAAUCUAUAUUACGUAAUUGUGGGUUUCGAACUGGACUUUUCACAUCUCCUCAUCUUAUUGAUGUUCGUGAAAGGUUUCGACUGGAUGGUUUGGAAAUAAGUGAGGAGAAAUUCUUGGAAUAUUUCUGGUGGUGCUAUGAUAGGCUGAAGGAAAAAACCAAUGAUGAUGUACCAAUGCCUACAUACUUUCGCUUCCUGGCCUUGCUUGCCUUUAAGAUAUUUGCAGCAGAGCAGGUUGAUGUUGCAAUUCUGGAGGUUGGUUUGGGUGGAAGGUUUGAUGCAACCAAUGUGGUUAAAAAACCUAUUGUAUGUGGUAUAUCUUCCCUUGGGUAUGAUCACAUGGAGAUUCUUGGAAAUACUCUGGGAGAAAUUGCUGGGGAGAAGGCUGGUAUUUUUAAGCAUGAAAUCCCUGCCUUUACUGUACCUCAGCCUGAUGAGGCAAUGCAUGUGCUUGAAGAGAAAGCUUCAAAGUUGAAUAUAAACCUUCAAGUAGCACAUCCACUAGAUGCGAAUUUGCUGAAUGGUCUAAAACUUGCACUUGAAGGUGAACAUCAAUAUUUGAAUGCUGGUCUUGCUGUUGCACUGUGUUCUACUUGGCUUCGGAGGACUGGUCAUCCUAUCAUUAAUUUCAAUCAAACAGGUCCAUUACCUGAACCAUUUAUUAAGGGCCUAACCACAGCAAGUUUGCAAGGGCGGGCUCAGAUUGUCCCUGACAUUGAAAGCCCUGGAAAUCUGGUUUUUUAUUUGGAUGGAGCCCACAGUCCUGAAAGCAUGGAAGCUUGUGCAAGGUGGUUUUCUCUUUGCACUAGGGAUGAUAAUCACCUAUCUAACCUGAAUUGUCAGCCACAGCAGCAUAUGGAUGAAGGAUCUAAGAAGGAUACUGCCCAGAUUCUGCUAUUCAAUUGUAUGUCAGUGCGAGAUCCUCAGUUGCUUCUGCCUCGCUUGAUGAGGACAUGUGCCAGCCAUGGUGUCUGCUUCCAGAAGGCUCUGUUUGUGCCAAACAUAUCCGUGUAUCACAAGGUUGGAUCCCAGGCUUUACCCACAGUUGAUCCUCAAGUUGAUUUGUCAUGGCAAUUUGGUCUUCAAAGCGCAUGGGAAAGCCUUAUGCAGAGUGAUAAAGGUGCCAGUCUAAUGCAUGGCAUCACAUUCUUCUUAUUUUCCAAAAUUCAUAGUUUGUGAGUUAUGUUGAAUUUGUAAUUUUAAAAUAAUUAAGUCUGCAGCCUUUUCAUCGGAUAAUGUUUCAAGUUUUUCCCCAUAUUUUGAUUUCCAAUGGGAUUUACUUCCUUGGGAUUCAAAUCCCUUUUUCUGCUUGAUGAUAUAAGUGAACUGAUUUUAAUUAUGAUCAUCACAAAAUGUGCAAAUUUAUUGUGGACAUGGAGCAUAACUAAGGGUGCUUUAGUUCGGUUUAGUUUAUAAUGAUUGGAUCUUUCAUAUACUAGGAGGGAGCCCAGUAACACGGACCAAGCUUGUGAAGAAGUGAAAGAUGAUACAGGAAUGAGGGUUACGAGUUGUAAAAACAGUUUUGUCUUUUCUUCUCUACCAUCAGCUAUCAAAUGGCUCAGGGAUACUGCCCAGAAGGAUCGAUUUGUUCAUUUUCAGGUCCUUGUAACUGGUUCCUUGCAUCUCGUUGGUGAUGUUUUGAGAUUAAUCAAGAAAUGAGGCCAAAUCUCCAUAUGCGCUCGUAGUUCUUCCUACAUCGUUGGUCUAACAGACAUCGGUUCAUUUUCUUUACAAGUGAGGCAACGUCUCCACUGUCUCCCAACAGCCUGCUAAUGGCUUCCGAGCUGUCGGAUUUUCGGGGGGUUGCUGGUUUAGGUAAAAACACCUUUUAUGAAUUUUGGGGUUGGCAUAGCUUACAUGAGCAACAAUUGAAUUAUUGUUUUUGAAACAUGUUGAGAUAAAUCCAACAAAACAUUGCAAUUCAUUUUGGAUGACAA